Molecule: messenger RNA, 1666 nt
Organism: Chelmon rostratus (copperband butterflyfish)
Lineage: Eukaryota; Metazoa; Chordata; Actinopteri; Chaetodontiformes; Chaetodontidae
Gene: ptges3b
Product: prostaglandin E synthase 3b (cytosolic)
Exons: 8
Coding region: 156-638 (160 amino acids)
Biological process (GO): telomere maintenance via telomerase; chaperone-mediated protein complex assembly; telomerase holoenzyme complex assembly
Cellular component (GO): cytosol; nucleus
Molecular function (GO): protein-folding chaperone binding; prostaglandin-E synthase activity; Hsp90 protein binding
Source: RefSeq, a predicted model, not a curated record
UCGCAGGCUACGCGAGAAGAUCGCGAGCAUAGUCCAUCGGCAGUAACCAUUUGCACUGGUUGUUUGUGGGCAGCAUUCCUUCUUUUUGCAGGCAUUAUACUUCUCUCUACCAGACUGUUUUAUCUGCGAAAAAGAAGCUCACUUCACGCCGAGACAUGCAUCCAGCAACUACCAAGUGGUAUGAUAGAAGGGACUCCGUUUUUAUAGAGUUCUGCGUAGCAGACAGCAAAGACGUUAAAGUCAAUUUCGAUAAAACAAAGUGUACUUUCAGUUGUCUUGGAGGAACUGACAAUGUCAAACAUGAGAAUGAAAUAGACCUUUUUGAAGCCAUUGAUGAAAAUGAAUCCAAACAUAAACGUACAGAUCGCUCAGUGUUGUGCUAUUUACGAAAAGCACAGCCUGGGAAGGCAUGGCCGAGGCUAACAAAAGAGAAGGCUAAGCCGAGUUGGCUCAGUGUCGACUUCAACAACUGGAAAGACUGGGAGGAUGACUCAGAUGACGAGAAUGGCCACUUCGAACAAUUUACAGAUAUGAUGAACAACAUGGGAGGCGAGGAGGAUGACAUACCUGAUCUAGACGGUGCAGAUGAUGAUGAGUCUGCGGAUAGCGAUGAUGAGAAAAUGCCAGAUUUGGAAUAGAAGACUAGAAGACUCUGGAAAGAAAACGGAAGAACAGAGGGCAAGAGGAGUCAUGACAAAUGUAUAUCUUGAAAUUGAAGGCAGUGACAAACAACUGUACAUAUGAGUCAGUAGCCAUAUUUAAAUCCAUAGCCUCAGCUCCAAACUCUUGACCAAUCAGUCCACUGAAGGUUGAUAUGCAUGGUAUUGUACAGAGCAGCUAUCUCCACUUCCAUUUGCUGUACUGCACCUUUUGGGUAUCUCGUUUUACUGUUAAAUAUUACAAGUAAGCACACAUUAUUUGUUGGAAAAGCUGUAUAGUUGUCUUCAACUGAGCAAUACAUGUUAAGAGAUUUACAAUUUGUUUUAAAAUGAGUUGUGGUUUUAAAUGAUUAGGCCCACCCAUUCCCAAUGUUGUGGUUUAAGUUAGUUGACCAGUGUAGUCCACGAUUGAAGAAAACACUAGCUAUGUUCAUCAGAAAGAUUAGAUGCAUUUCCUGAUUGGGUUCCUUAAAGCCUUCCACGUGCUGUGAAUUUGAUAUCCAGGAAGCCGGUCUUUGUUUCUGUGGCUUAACCUUCCAGCGUACAUGUUUCCCUUCACUUAUUGUUUAAUGUUUGCAAAGUUGGAAUAUUCUGAAAAAAUGCUGGAAGUAUAUACAUCUUCCCAGAUAUCACCUACUUUGGUAAUCUGAAUGAAUUCAAAAUAUUUCAUAUGUUAACAGUUCCUCUCUUCAUACCCACCUAACAUGGACACUUAUGUUAGACUGCAGAAGCAAGGUGAAAUGUUUUGCAGCUGAUAAUGAGGCCUGAAGCUCGGUUAGGCCUCAGCAUUUUGUGGUUUGUUGCUUUCCUCCAGUUUUUUUUUCCGUGUGUUCAUCUAGAACGAUCCUCCCUUGUUGGCGAGGGAGCGUCAGAACGUUAGGCGACGUGUAAUGACCAAAUUAUAUUUGCACUGUCAAUAAAACGUAUGGGGAGAAAAGUGAUGUUGAAUUACAGUGGAAAUUCUUUUUUUAUUGUCUACAUCUUUCUAAUAAACUGUAUAAAUAAUU